Lepisosteus oculatus (spotted gar) is the source of this 2085-nucleotide messenger RNA. RefSeq names its product programmed cell death 4b (gene pdcd4b). The record is from RefSeq and is a predicted model, not a curated record. Gene Ontology annotation, biological process: negative regulation of DNA-templated transcription. Gene Ontology annotation, cellular component: nucleus; cytosol. Lineage: Eukaryota; Metazoa; Chordata; Actinopteri; Semionotiformes; Lepisosteidae.
UGACAUUGUUGCUGGGCAGAGAAAACAAAAACAAUCGAGACUUGGAAGUUGCAGCUGGGACUAGGUUUGAGUGAACACAGUAGCGGACCGCUUUGUGCACCAUGGCGACCGAAAUCGAAGCUUGGCUUAACGCUAACCACGUAGCAGCCGAAGCUUUGAGUGACUCCAGUCCGUCUGGUGAAGACGAGAAGGUGGAGACCACCAAGCUGGACAAUGAGAUGAAUGGGAACUGGAUCACCUCUCCCACAGUUACCAUCCACGAAGCGCGGGUGAAGGCCAAGGCCAAGAGGCGGCUGAGGAAGAACUCCUCCCGAGACUCUGGCCGGGGGGACUCCCUCAGCGAUAACGGGGAGAGCACCCGCAGCCCGCUGGUCACCCCUACCAGCCCCAAGAGCAAGCUGCUGGACAGAAAGUCCCGGUCUGGGAAGGGCAGGGGACUGCCGAAGAAAGGUGGCGCUGGAGGUAAAGGAGUUUGGGGCCCUCCUGGCGAGGUGUAUGACCUUGAAGAAAUCGAUGUCCGAGACCCAAAUUAUGAUGAAGAUCAGGAGAACUGUGUCUACGAAACUGUGGUCCUUCCACUGGAUGAGGGGGCCUUUGAGAAGACUGUGACACCGAUUGUGCAGGAGUACUUUGAGCAUGGGGAUACUAAUGAAGUUGUAGAGCUGCUGAGUGAGUUGAAUUUGGGAGAGAUGAAGAGUGGUGUGCCAUUGCUGGCAGUGUCCCUGGCCUUAGAGGCCAAAGCCAGCCACAGAGAGCUGACCUCCCAGCUGCUGACUGACCUGUGUGGGAAGGUGCUCAGCCCUGAUGAUGUGGAGAAAUCAUUUGACAGGUUGCUGAGGGAGCUGCCGGACCUAGUCUUGGACACGCCUGGGGCUCCACAGCUUGUUGGCCAGUUCAUUGCACGAGCUGUUGGGGAUCAAAUCCUGUCCAGAAAUUACAUUGAGAGCUACAAAGGCAAAGUGGACUGUGAACAUGCCAGAGCAGCCCUGGACCGAGCAGCAGUGCUGUUAAAAAUGAGCAAGGGAGGUCUACGCAUAGAGAACGUGUGGGGAACAGGAGGAGGCCAGAGGCCUGUCAAACAGCUCAUAAAAGAGGUUAACUUGCUUCUGAAGGAGUACCUGUUGUCAGGAGAAGUAAUGGAAGCAGAACGGUGUCUCAGGGAACUAGAAGUGCCUCAUUUUUACCAUGAAUUUGUCUAUGAAGCUAUAGUCAUGGUCUUGGAAUCGAAAGGAGAGACGACCCUCAAAAUGAUUUUACAGCUACUCAAGUUUCUGUGGGAAUCCUCUGUCAUCACUGUAGACCAGAUGAGUAGGGGAUUUCAACGGAUUUAUGCAGAAAUCCCAGAAAUUAACAUUGAUGUUCCAUGUGCUUAUUUGGUGCUGGAGCAAUUUGUGGAGCAGAGUUUCAGUGCUGGCAUUAUUGGCAAAAGGCUGAGAGACCUUUGUCCUUGCAGGGGACGGAAAAGAUUUGUAAGCGAAGGAGAUGGAGGACGCCUUAAACUUGAAAGCUGCUGAAGGGAAACCAUGGAAAGCUCUUUGUACCAGUUGUACUCGGAAUCAAGGAGAUGUUUUUACACUUCAUAUUCUUCUUGUAACGGUUUAGGUACAACUACUUUCCUGUAUAGAAUGUUUUUUUUUUUUUGGAGGGGAGAUAAAAAAGGCACUUAUGUUGGAUAAAAUGCAGGACUUGGAAAGGACAUCCUUUGGGAUAUUCUGAAUUUAGCUCACUCUGAAAGUGCCAGAUCUUCAAUUACCUAGUCAUUCCAUGUUUUGCAAUUUCACUGCCACUCCUUUUUCCUGACAGCAGUGUUUGUCUGAAGCUUUAUACUGGGGAUACGGUACAAGUGCCCCCUCUGUUGGCUGCUAUUGUUCAUAUACUGUGCUUAUUUUUUUUUCUCUUCAAAGAUUUAAGAGAAGUUAAAUUUGAAAUGGAACAAAGAAAUUCUAAAGCAUUUAAGGAACAUUUCACAAAAUGGUGUCUGGAACAUCUAUUUUUGUAUUUUGGAACACUGGAAAGUGGAAUGUACCUAGGGUCUCGCUCAGUGUUAAUGUCGAAAAUAAAAAUCAGAAAUACUGAAAAGCAUAA